AGUCGGUGCUGAAAGUGUUUUCUCCGGAGCUUCUCCCUCCUCUUCACCGACACGAUGGAGGAAGAGUUAAAAUGUCCCGUGUGCGGUUCCCUCUUCCGGGAGCCCGUCCUGCUGCCGUGCUCCCACAACGUGUGCCUGGCCUGCGCCCGCAACAUCACGGUGCAGACCCCGGAGGGAGAGACCCCGGUGCAGAGCCGAGCCUCGGGCAGCUCGGACUACGACUACCUGGACAUGGACAAGAUGAGUCUGUACAGUGAGACCGACAGCGGCUACGGCUCCUACACCCCCUGUCAGCUCAAGUCCCCCAACGGGGUGCGGGUGUUUCCGCCGGCCGCCGCUCACCGGCACUGCUCCCUCACCUGCCCGCUGUGCCACCGGAGCGUCUCCCUGGACGAGCGGGGGCUCCGGGGUUUCCCUCGGAACCGGCUGCUGGAGGCCAUCGUGGCGCGGUACCAGCAGAACCGCGCCGCCGCCGCCGCCGCAGCCGCUUCCUCCUCCUCCUCCUCCACGGCGGUGAAGUGUCAGCUGUGCGACCGCAACCCGGUGGACGCGGCGGUGAUGUGCGAGCAGUGCGACGUCUUCUACUGUCACUCCUGCCAGCAGCGGUGCCACCCAUCCCGCGGUCCGCUGGCCAAGCACCGCCUGGUGCCGCCGCCGAACCCAGCGGCAGGUGGAGGUGCGGCAGCAGGAGGAGGAGGAGGAGGAACCAAGGGUCAGCAGCCGCCGGCCACCGCGCGGAAACCGGCGACCUGCGUGGACCACGAAGCGGAAAACUUCAGCAUGUUCUGCUGCAGCUGCAAAACUCCGGUGUGCGUCAAGUGUCUGGAGGAAGGAAAACACAACAAGCACGAUGUCAAACCGCUGGCGGUGAUGUGGAAACAACACAAGUGUCAGAUCUCUCAGGCCCUGAACGGAGUCUCUGACAAAGCUAAAGAUGCAAAGGAGUUCCUGGUCCAGCUGAAGAACAUGCUCCAGCAGAUCCAGCCUGCAGCUUCAGCGGGAAACUGAUUAUGAGCAUUUCACAGUUUUGGUUUGCAAUGCUUCUUCCUGCAGGAGGGCGGCGUCGAGUUCGAGGCUUGUCUCGUGGCUCAGUGCGACUCGCUGAUCGAGGCGCUGACCAGACAAAAAGCCAAACUGCUCACCAAGGUCACCAAGGAGAAGGAGUACAAGCUGAAGGUGGUGCGUGACCAGAUCACCCACUGCACCAUGAAGCUCCGUCAGACCACAGGGAUGAUGGAGUUCUGUCUGGAGGUGCUGAAGGAGAACGACCCCAGUGGAUUCCUGCAGAUCUCAGACCCCCUGAUCAAGCGGGUGACAUCGUCUCAGGACCAAUGGGUCAAAGGGGCCCUGGAGCCAAAAGUUGGCCCCGAGUUCGACCUCACCCUCAACACCGACUCGCUGAUGCAGACCAUCCUGCAGCUGGACUUCUGCCAGGGCAAAGCUGAGUCUGGGCCCUCUGUGCCGGCGGCGCCGCUCCUGCAGCUGGAGAAGUGCUGCACCAGGAACAACAGCGCCACCUUGGCCUGGAGAGUGGCAGCACCCUCUGGAAGCCCCAUCGAGGGCUACAUCCUGGAGUUAGAUGACGGCAACGGAGGACAGUACAGGGAGGUUUAUGUGGGGAAGGAGACUGUGUGCACGGUGGACGGCCUCCAUUUUAACAGCUCCUACAACGCCAGGGUGAAGGCCUAUAAUGCCGUCGGUGUGGGACCGUACAGCAAGACCGUUGUUCUGAGGACCUCUGAUGUGGCCUGGUUCACCUUUGACCCCUCCUCGGCUCAUCGGGACAUAGUUCUGACCAACGAGAACCUGACGGUCUCCUGCAACAGCUACGAUGACCGCGUGGUUCUGGGCACCGCUGCGUUCUCUAAGGGCAUCCACUACUGGGAGGUCAGCAUCGAUCGCUAUGACAACCACCCGGACCCGGCGUUUGGCGUGGCGAGGAUCAACACCAUGAAAGACAUGAUGCUGGGGAAGGACGACAAGGCGUGGGCCAUGUACGUGGACAACAACCGCUCCUGGUUCAUGCACAACAACUCCCACACCAACAGGGCGGAGGGAGGCAUCGCUAAAGGCUCGACCGUGGGCGUCCUGCUGGAUCUGACCAAACACACUCUGACUUUCUUCAUCAACAAGGAGCAGCACGGGCCGACCGCCUUCGCUAACCUGGAGGGGGUCUUUGUGCCGGCGGUCAGCCUCAACAGAAACGUACAGGUGACCUUACUGACGGGCCUGGAGGUGCCAAAGAAUAUCAAACAGUAGGAGCUCCCUCUUCUCUCUGAGCGUGCUCUGGAUACAAACACACAGAGUCGUACGCAGCCUCAGUUCGCUCCCGCGUGGACGUUUCUUUUCCCGUCCAGCUGGGACUUAACUCCUCUCCCAUCAAGGUGCCCUUUGUCUUGGGUAAACUUCAGCGUCGGAUCCUUUGGGACAAAGGAAUAAAUCUAACUAUUGGUUAUAAAUACAGUGAUGGACGGUAACUACGACUGGAUUUACUGUGGAUUGUCACACUCUUUUCAUAUCCCACGGUUUUGCCUCCAGGACUCUGACGGCACGUGUGUUAAUAUUCUCGCUGCUAUCAUUCCAGUGAUUUCCACAGAAAGGGAAACGGAGCCUGGAGUUUCUACUCGAGGCCGACCGACGUCUACACUGUGCAGUGAAAUCAUUUUGUACCGAACAAGGCAUUGAAAGAUGUACACGAUGCACCACACACCGUUAGAACGUUGACACCAUCAUUUCUGAGGAAUUCCAAAGCGACUUUCAGGAGAUAAAAAAAAAAUAAAUAAGAGGGAGAAUUGAUUUAGCAGUUAUUCUCUCUCAGGUGUGUUUACAGCUCAAACUAGACGAUCUCUCCGAGUUAACGUUGCAUUGUGGGUUGUUUUCGCUCGUGACAAAUUUGAAAGCUAAACCCUCAGUGCGCACGUUUCGCCCCAGCUGCGGCUCCCGUGUUCUGUUUCUCAUUAUUGGUUGGAGUUUAAUAAGAGCAGUGAUUUGUUACCUGUGGGCAGGAACAUGACAGACAUUAGGAACUCACCGAGGUGAAGCUGGGAGGAGUUGGGCUUUGAUUCAUUUCCUUUUCCAGUCGGCUGUGUAACAGAUCAAUGGAGCCUGGGAGCAGCCUUUUAAAAUGUCAGAAUCUUCCAUCUUAAAUUCAUUCUCAUGCAGUUUUUUGGGGUCAAACUUUUGCAGACAAUUAAGUUUUAAUCGGGUUGAGUCAGAGUUUCUUGCGGUUUGAUUUACCAGCUGCACUAAAUGUAAUUUAGUCGUUGAAAGUGGCCAAAUAUACUUUAAUAUUUAUGAGGAUUCUUUCAGUUUGCUUUCCUGCUGAGAGUUACAUGAGAUAAACACCUUUCUUGUAUCUGUCCAUUACACGUGAGGCUGCAGACAGCGCUGCUUGUUGCCUUAGCUUAGCAUUAAGACUAAUUAAUUGUUUAAAAUCAAGGAGCAAAAUCCAUUUUUAUUAUUAUUAUUGGCCUGGAGAUUGUCUACAGCUGCUCCCGGGCUCUUCACACACAGAAUCUGUCAGAAGCUGCUGAAAUGAGACGGAAAUGAGCCCAAUCCCACAUUUAUUCCCUUUUCCGUCGUACGAGGCCAACACAUAAAACGAUGCAGAUCACAAAGAAGAAAACUGUGGUUGUCUCAUUGUAAUUUAAUUCUGUGCUCAUCUGUGAGUCUCUCUGUCGAGCUUCAGACUCAUCUAAAUCCGUGGAAGUGAUGUUGAGCGGUCACGUCAGGCUGAAGUGCUGCUACGUGUCUCACCAGGAUUGGAUCAGCGGCCGGAGAAGCUUUGAAAUCCAACCACACCACUGUGACGAAUGACAUAAUAUUACUUUGACAUGUGCACCCCUGUAUAUUAUCAUUUAUCUCGAUGCAGCAGAGAAAUGGAAAGGUUCAUUUUCAAAUCUUAAAAUAUUUAACCCUGAAUUUUAUGAUGAUAUUUAAAUAUUUAUAUUCCCUAUGUGAGUGUGUGUGUGUGUGUGAGAAUCCACAGACUGUAAAUAUUGAGUUAUGAUAACGACGUGUAACAUGAAGCAUGGAUUAAGCAUCGAACAAGUUUACACGAAUAUCUGAGGCUGUUUUGUAAAUACUGAACAAUAUUAUUGUCUUUGCACCGAGUGACGUUAAAGCCAACUGCUGCGGCAGCUCGCCCCCUGCUGUUCAACGGCGGCAACAACAGUAUUCAUGUGAUUCUCGUCUCAUAAUCUUGUUCCAUUUUAGCCAACUAUGAUUUAUUAUCUGUACUUUAGUUUUUUUUUAAAACAUUUUGUCCGACGAGCCGUCAGAAUAUCUGCUCCAUUUUGUACUGUAACUUUCAUAAUAUUCAAACGUGCAAUCAGGGACAUUACAUUUGCAUUGUAAAGGUUUAUGUUGUUAAAUUAUUAUUAUUAUAUCUUAAAAUACCUUUUUAUUCUGUGAAAUUCCAAUAAACCAUAUGACUGAAGAGAAAUACAGUGCAACAGUAAACUACAGAAGGUUUUCUCACAGGAACCGAUGACGUCUAUUUUCAAUACAACACCUAUUUUCAAAUAAUUUAGGGAUUAGUAAACUUCUAGAGGAGCAAACUGGAAAUAUCUGUACAUUUUGUGCUUUUCUUCUAUUUAAUGAAUGAACAACUAAAGAAUAACGACUGAGCCUUUUUUAGGAAAUGGGAUUAUAUGAAUUCAGCUGUUAUCGUUUAUCCUUAACUGUCUUUUUGCACCAUUCAAAUGACUGGGAAAUAUAAUCAAGUGGCCGUCAUCAAUACGUGUCCAGUGUUCUCCAGCUGAGAUUCAGUUAGGUAGUUCCCUCAGGAGUAGGUGGAGACCAUAAAUGGAGCUAAAAUGCUAAAACAAAAAAAAUCCACUUUCAGGUUGAUUGAAAAAGCAAAACUGUUUUUUUUUCUUCUGCUUCCGAGCGAAUCAAGCAGUAAAUGCAGCUCUGACAAAACAUUUCAGUCACAAGUUAAUAAAAGUAUGUAGAUUUGUCUGCCCCCUGUAAUAGCACCCUCUAUUUUUCAAUGUGUCGAGACUCAAGCGCUUCUCUAACCUCAAUUUAUUUACCAUCUUUCCUUUCCGCAGUUUAAUAAACGCAGACUUAGUUCAACAUCGAGGAUUUAAACCAGUUUCUCCCGACACAGAAAUCACAUCCAUCUUUCUGCCAAAGGGGAUUUCUGUCCCCUGACAUGUGCCAGUUACCACCUAAGGGCUACAUUUGCAUCAUGUGAGGCUUUCUGGUCGUUCCCCUCUGACCCUCCCCCCACCUCCUCCCAUCGGAGGAGGAACCUGCUCCGAGGGGUUGACGUCUCUGUGACCAGGAAUAGAUUUUAAGGCCCACGAGCAAAGUGAGACAUCAAUCAUGUAAUCUGGGUAAUCUCUUCUUUAAUUCUGCGAGUUUGGAUGUUUUGGGGGGUGACAUGUCCGCCGGCUGCGCUGAUGUCAAAAACGGGAAAUCUUCACUGGGGGGAAUAAAACUUUAUACUUAGCCAUAAUGCUGCAGCUUUAGGAAGUCAGUGUUUCUUCCAUGAGAUUUAUACGAAAACAUUAAAUAAAUCACUUAUUUAAAAUGCUCACAUCCUCGUCACUCCGUCCAGAUGUGGUAUUGAAUGGCAUGUCCCUUUACCCCCCCCCUCCCCCCACUUACCCACCCAUGAAUGUGACAUAUUUGACCGAUUUACCCUCAACACGUGGCGCUGGGACAACACAGCAUGUCACCAUUAUUUAUUUACCUUUAACACAUCAGAGGAAAAAAAAUAUAUCUACGCUUAAGUAUGUAAAUAUAUUGAAUGACAUGUUUAUUUUCUUUUUGUAUGAUGCUUGCCGGCUGCAAAAACCUCCUGAGCGGUCAAACGUUCGCUCACAACUUGAGACGAGCGCUGUGCCGCAGUUAAGCCUCACGUUUCCUCUCGCUCCUCUUCUGUGAAAUGUGUACAUGCAAAAAAAAAA
Paralichthys olivaceus (Japanese flounder) is the source of this 5918-nucleotide messenger RNA. The record is from RefSeq and is a predicted model, not a curated record. NCBI's taxonomy places the organism in Eukaryota, Metazoa, Chordata, Actinopteri, Pleuronectiformes, Paralichthyidae.